Parastagonospora nodorum SN15 is the source of this 2232-nucleotide messenger RNA. RefSeq lists its product as hypothetical. The transcript has 2 exons. Gene Ontology annotation, cellular component: shelterin complex. Gene Ontology annotation, molecular function: telomeric repeat DNA binding. The record is from RefSeq and is a predicted model, not a curated record. NCBI's taxonomy places the organism in Eukaryota, Fungi, Ascomycota, Dothideomycetes, Pleosporales, Phaeosphaeriaceae. The coding region runs from base 1 to 2232 and encodes 743 amino acids. Gene Ontology annotation, biological process: telomere maintenance via telomere lengthening; regulation of DNA-templated transcription.
AUGGCUGGUCCGACUGUAUUCGAAGACGUCGCUGGGGAAUUCGCGCUCGAUGGAGUCGGCCAAUUGUUCGAGGGCAAGAAGUUCUGGGUCGCGCAACGCGUGCCCUCGCGAGUGAGGCUGCUAGAUGACAUCAAGGCCAACGGCGGUGAGGUGGUGCUGCUGGAGAAGAGAGCCGACUACAAGAUCGCCGACCAUUUCCGGAAAGACUGCCCGCCUGGAACCAUCUCGUACGAGUUCGUCACCAAAUCUAUCCAAGAUGGACGCCUCCGCGAUCCCGAAGACCACCCCGCUGGUCCGCCAGAGGGUGACGCGCGCGCGCCGGGAGACCUGCACCGGCCUGCAAAGGGCAGCAGGACGCCAUAUACUCCCGAAGAGGACGCGAUAUGCUGUAAGUGGGUCCGCGAUUGUGUAGCUCGAGGUGGAUCGGCCAGUGGAAACGAGAUAUACAAGCAGUUGGAAGAAAAGUACUCGCGACAUCCAUGGCAAUCAUGGCGCGACCGCUACCUCAAGCAGCUCCGGAAUCGGCCACCGUCCGCUUUCAACAUCCCCGACAAUGCGCCACCCUCUCCUCCCUCAGAUCAUCCCUCCGAGCAGCCAGCCCGAGCUACCCCAGUGCCCAACCCAGCGAAUCAAGCCACGGAAAAGGUCACGGGGCAUGGAACAGCCAGGGACACCAAAUCUGCGGUCCCUCCGAACUACACCCUCGAACAACUGGCAGCCACCUUUAGCUCAGAGGACUGGGAGGAACUCUACGCUAAUGUAGAUGUCAUCAAUGCCAUAGACGGCGACGACAAGUCGAAUUACGAGAAAGCUUGGAAAAAAUGGGCAGAGGCGCAAGACAACCAAACAGCUGAGCAGUGGCAGCAGUAUUACGAGAAGGUCGUUCGUCCGCAGUGGAUGCGCGAUCCUGAAAGCAAACGAGAGCAGGUCAAGCAGAAAGUCGACAAGAAACACGAAGCUCAGAGUCAAAGUCAAACUGCCGAUCAGCAGCAACAGGAAGACUUACAUGAAGAUGCAUCCACAGGAGCCACAUCAACUGGCGCAGAGAGCAACAAGAUCAGCAAAGAGGCGCCUGUAGCUGCGGGCAAUGAAAGGUUUCAAGGAGAAGCAAGCAAGCUCCCCUCUGAGAACAAGAUGAUGUCUUCUUCCACGGCUCAGUACGAGUCUCCCAAGUACAUCAAGGCAAUGUACCAAAACGUGCUCAAGCGUGCACGCGGAGACGACACUGAGGAGCAACAGCCAGGACAGCAGAUUCCACGAGAGCAGUCUCCCCCGCCUAAGAGGCAGAGAAGCCUAUCUCCUAUAACCAGGACUACAUCUACUGUACCGGUUCAAGCGGGUACAUCGAAGCAGCCAGUGGAGAUAUUCUCCAGCGAUGGUUCUAGUUCGGACGAAGAGGGUAUGCAACUGAACAACCAGAUCAUGGAAGACGUCAAACAGCCACAGCAUGACCGUCAUGUCUUGGCCCAGGGUGAAGUCGAAGAAGAUAUCGAGAGGGUGGAGCCUGAGGACCUGGUCGACAUCGAGCAGUCGCCUGCACCACCAGAAGUACUCGGAGAGCGAUCAGAAGAUGAACUUCCCUCCAACACACCGACACCACGUCCACCUCGACACAGGACCAACAAUUUCGAUACUCAGGCGAUCUUAUCAUCUCCCUCACAAGACGCGCGGAUCAGCAAACUACCACGUCCGAUCGACUUCACACAAGCCAUGGAAACACAAGACGAGCAACGCAGUUCCUCCCUUGCACCUCACUUAGACUCCGACAACUCGACCACGCAAUCCUUGCAAGAGUUCCGCCGCUCGCUCAAUGGCGAGGAGAUCUCUCAACUGUCUUAUCCCGCCCUGCAACCGCUCCCACGCGCCCCAUCGUUCUCUCCUACUCCUUUCAACAGCUCCGACGACUCCGACGACCCUGACCCUCCCCUAGCGGCAGACGAGCUCGACGACUUCUUCGCCGCCCAGAAUGCAGUUGGUCUUUCCGACGCCUUUGUUGCUAGAGCUCUUAAGCGAACGCGAUGUCGCCCAGGCCUUGCCGAGAUUGUUCUAGAUGCAUGGAAAGAUGGCAAGCCUUUGCCAUGGCAGCGUGGUAUCUGGAGUCUGGAGGAUGAUGAAGCAGCAGAAAGUGGAGAUGGCGUUGAACUAGCGCAGCUAGAGAGGAAGCAUACGUUGGAUGGGUGGGGCGGGAUUACGGAGCGUUUGAGGUUCUUGGAGGGGUAUAGGAGUCGAUAG